Messenger RNA from Paramisgurnus dabryanus, 4921 nucleotides. It is a transcript of the gene toporsb, whose product is annotated as topoisomerase I binding, arginine/serine-rich b. Gene Ontology annotation, biological process: protein monoubiquitination; protein polyubiquitination. The record is from RefSeq and is a predicted model, not a curated record. NCBI's taxonomy places the organism in Eukaryota, Metazoa, Chordata, Actinopteri, Cypriniformes, Cobitidae. Gene Ontology annotation, molecular function: ubiquitin protein ligase activity; metal ion binding.
UUGUGUUCCUCAACAGCAAUGUGUUUAUGAGUGUGCUCGUGCGGUGGUUUACAGUGUGUUACGCGUCUGAUAUGUGGAGGUGAUUAUCAGGUUUUUUUGCUGUCUGCAAUGAAUUCAUCGACCUAAAACUUUAAAUAUACAAAACCUUUUAUGAUGGCGCCCACUAAGAUGAAGUUACGUGAGAAAAAGCGAGUAGGUGGAGGAAAAUCAUCUCAGCGUUUACUGGCCAAUGCUUCUCCAGACUCCAAGUGCCCCAUCUGCCUGGACGGCUUCAAUAACGUGGCCUCGCUGGACCGUUGCCUGCAUCAGUUCUGUUUCCGCUGCAUCCGCGAGUGGUCAAAGAACAAAGCCGAGUGUCCGCUCUGUAAGCAGCCCUUCCACUCCAUAUUUCACUCCGUCAAAGGAGAAAACGACUUUAAGGAGUUUGUGCUUCGGCCUGCCGAGAACGGAGCAGCUCCCACGGCUGAUCCCUCGGAGCGCAUGCUCCGCCCCCGAGUGCUUAGGGGCAGAGCGAGGCGGAGCCAGAGGCUGCAACAGCCCGCCCCUUCCCCUCCGCUAGAUGAUGACGUGAUGUUUGGCGGUUUGUCUGACGCGCCGGGGCUGGCAGAGAACCAAGACAUGCAGCGGAUGGUGAUGCGACUGACGGCGCGCCGCAGGGGGCGGGGCGAAGGCCGAAACCUCAGGCGUCUGCGGGACCAGGACGUGGUGGCGUUCCGACGUGCACUUUACAGGACCGGCGUGCGUGCACGCAACACGCGGGACAUGGGAAGGCAAAGGGAUGUUUCAGCCACGUUCCUGCGGCAGAACCCAGCGUGCUUGCACCGGCUGUUGCCGUGGCUGCAGCGUGAGCUGACGGUGUUGUACGGGUCACACGGAUCUCUGGUAAACAUCGUCCAACACGUCAUCAUGUCGCGCAUCACGAACUACAACAUGGAGGACUCGGCCAUCCGGGAUGAGCUCCGUCCAUUUCUGCUAGCUCGCACUGACCACUUCCUCCAUGAGCUGGUGAGUUUUGCCCGGUCGACCCUCAGCAUGGAGGCGUAUGACCAGCAGGCCGUCUACGACUGUCCUGCGCCCAGCUACGAGGAGGGCAGUAGCUCUGAUUCCUCUGUUAUCGCAAUCUCUGAGGAUGAUGAGAAUAACAGUGAGGACAAUAUCACAGAAAAUCCCUCUGUUGUCCUGGAGCGUCUUCCACCCGCUCCCCCAACACCCGGCACAGGAAAUUUGCUGAGUGAAUCUGCAUGGGAUGACGAGACCCCUGGUCCCUCAUAUUCCACUCUCCUGCCCUCUUCCAGCCAAUCACAAGAUGAGGGACCACAACCGAGCAGCAGCACAGCCCUGAUACCAGCUGAACCUGGCAGUAGCAUCAGUGUGUCAGGUAGACCCGGCGCAGAUGAUGAUGGGGAGGAGGAAGAGUGCCUGAUCGUAGGAUAUGUAAAGCCCAUGGCUGAGCGGACACCUGAGCUGGUUCAGCUCUCCUCUGAUUCGUCUGAAGAGGAGCAGGAAGCAACCACUAUGGACACAAAGGCCAUAGUACCAAAAGAAGAGGGAUCCCAGGUGAAGUCUCACGUGGACCCGGUUAGCCCUGGCUCCUCCCCAGGCCCCGCCCCCUCAUGCAGUCCCCAGCGCACACACUCGGACUCUCAUGUACAGGAGUCACACAGCAGAGAAAGAAUAAGGAACUGCUCCCCAUCCUCUCGGGACCAUCAGGCACAUCGCAGACGACACGGGUCCAAGGAUUGUUUACAAGCAACUAGAGACUGUUUUGAUUUCAGUGAUCACAAGAGGCGCAAAAGCCGAUUACACCAGAACUCGGACCACACGGAGCACGCUGAGACUUGGGAAAGAUCACAACUGACAGAAAGUCAAGGUGACUCGCAUGCACGCUCGCCAAGUAAAACGCUUUCGCCUCGGAGCUGGUCAGGCCAGAGUCCACCCAUGUCCAUUUGGAGUGGGAGCGAACAGUCACCCUUCAGAAGUGACAUCAGUAGUGACAAGAGUCCAGAGCGUUCUCACCACGUUAGAGAAAGAUGCUCGCGAGCUAAAGAGCGAGGGAGUAGAAGAAAAGAAAAAAUGAGCAGGUCACCUGACUCUGACUCUUGGAUUAAUUCCCAUCGACCUAGCAGUCGCUCCAAAGAGUCACAAUGGGCUCGUAAGCGUAGGAGACGAUCCGUCAGCAGCAGCAGCAGCGCAGACUCGUGCUCGGAAAGAUCUCGCCUUGACAAGCCUAGCGGCAAACGCAAGUACAAAACCCGUCAUCUAGAGCGAGCCGCCCAGCGCCAGCAGACCGAGGGAACGACAUCCUCAGAAAAACUGCCGCGACAAGGACGCAAAGAGCGUCGGCGCAGCCGUGAACGACGCCUCAGUCGGAGCCCCAGUGUGGAGAUUAUCUACGAGUGUAAAGCGCCCGACUGGCAUCAGCGGAAGAAACGGAGACACCGAAAGAAGAAGAGGGAGCAUCGCUCACCCACGGUGAUCACCAUAGACAGUGACAGCGAUCGCACCAUUGACUGUCUGGAUCGCGUUGUAGAUGUUCUAGACCAAACCACUUCAGGCAUCGAUGAUGAGCAGAUGGUCGAUAGAGAGCAAUGUGUGAUCCACCCUGCAGUUAAUUCAAGUACUUUGUCUUCUUUAGACUCUCUCUUAGAAUCCUCAAUGAGUGACCCAGCUACAGUUUCACUAAAUCUGGACGACUGCGUAGUGGACGUAGUUAAACACAGCAGUUCCAAAACUCUCGACUGCAAUCGGAAUAUAGACACCAACAUUUCGCAUGCAGAGUCCGUUCCAGACCCCCUAAUCCCAGUGGAUUCGAUGAUGACAACCCAACCUUCAGACACACGACUCUUAGAGUCUAUACUUCAAGAUCUUGAGGAUUUUUUGCCAGUAGUGGAAGAAGAUGUGGUGCCAAAACCCCAAAACACUGUUAGCCCUCAACGUGACGAAACAAACCUGAAGGGAGAGUCAGAAGGAUUGGAGAACAGAAACACAGACAGUGAUGAACAGCAAGAGACGGAAGCUAGCUAGAACUCAACAUUUCAUUCAGCCAGAAAUGUCUGUGUUUGUUUUGAUAAACUCAUUUAAAGACUGGAAUGGAUAAAUGGGAUUGUAGAAACAUUGUUAAUAUUGUUAAUAUUUAUGGUUACAGUAAUCCUCAGAACUGGUGCUGACUUAAUAUGUGUCACUAGUCCCAAAUAUACAGAACAUCUCCCAAAAACUGUUGUGUUAGGAUGAUGAACCUCAUGCUACUAAACACUCACAGUAAUGAUGCUUUUCCAUGGCAUAGUACCCCACAGUUUGGUUUGGGUCGGGUUGGGUCAGCUUACUUUUUGCAGGCUUUUCCACUGGGUGCAGUACAUAGUACCUAAUACUUUUUUUUAGUACCACCUUGAUCGGGGUCCCAAGCAACCUGGGCUGAUACCAAAAUGUGAUGUGAAAACACUGUAGAUCACUGAUUGAGAAACCCAGUGUCAUCCCUAUAAUGUAAAAGAUUAGCUUUACCUUUAUGCUAGUUUGCGCUGUCUCGAGUAAACCUGUUGUCAUCUUUGCUUUGCUGUAAGUUCCCAAACAUCCACAGGUUGAGAAUCAGGAACACCAUAAUAGUUUUUUUCCAGACUUGCAGUUUUUGGUGGCACAUUUGCGACACGCACGUCCGCAUAUAUGCUUAAAUGCAACUUAAAUGAGGCUCAGAGGAGUGCGUCAACUGACUGUCAUGUGAGACAGAGGUAUUGAUAAACGUGAUGUGCAAACAUCUAUUUGUGGUGGUCAAUUUUAAUUUUUUGGCAGACUGAGAAAUAAAUAAAUGUAUGGGGAUGUACAACAACGCUCUCACUUGAUGUUACAGCAGUAGGCAGCGCAAAUAUAAUGACACGCCUCCCACUCUAAAGUGUUUCUAAACUCGCUGGAAAAGCUAACUAAGCCAAAGGGAGGUGAGCUGACCCGACCUGAGCCAAACUGUGGAGAACUAUGGACCACAGCAGUGCCUAUUUGAAUUAUUAGCAGCCCAACACUGAAGAGCCGAGUGCUAUAAUCCGUUUCACUAUUUCUGAUUCUCUCAUAGUUCAUCUUCAUGUUACUGUGGGUUCACACCAGCCGCGUUUGAGUUUGCCGCUUGAACAUUUUGAGUUUACUUGCUUCAUUCGCACGUGAAAUUCUAGUCAUCGAGACAAUCACGUGGAAAUUUGCGUCAUGGGAUGGCCUUCCAUAGGUUUCUGUGACUCCGCUCGCUUCCUGUAAUCACGUCACUACUAGAGCAAGCUCCGCGUCGCGUUUUUCCGCCAAAGUUAAAAUUUUUCAACUCGCGCAUUUGCCGCGGCAACGCUCAAUUGCCGCAAACUAGAUGCUCGAAUGAGGCGGAAUCGCGUGUACCACGCCGCGCUCAAUGCCUCGUUCGUGCUGAGAGACCUCCAGACGUGUGUCAACUCGUCUUUACAUUGACUUAACAUUGAAAUCACUCGCGCUUGACGCCUCUACCGCGGCUGGUCUGAACGCAGCAUUAGUAAGAUUUUCCCUGGGACCCACCUGAUCUUCUUAAAGAGAAAAGUGUCUGUCAAACUCAGGGAACAGGUGAAGUUCACCUUCAUGUCUCUGUUACUGUGUGUGUGUGCGCGUGCGUGCGUGCGUGCAUGUGUAAAAGACAAAUAUCACUUGUCACUGUACACACAAAGCCUUAUUGACUAUAUAAUGUCAGCAAUCGAUCAAUAAAAUCCUGGAACACUGACAGAUCUAAACAGAUUUAUCUUAUUAUUAAAGGCGGGGUGAAAAACACUUUGGAAAAGGGAGUCGGGCCAAGUUCCAAAACACACUCCCAGGUGAAAAAGUGCUCUAUUUUUGCGCACUAAUUGUGUAUUUAAUAUACUAAAAAUUCAUCUUUAGUACUUCUUGAGAUAAACUUAAGAGGAUCGAAGUGUACUUCACUGUGCUA